This is a messenger RNA of Diaporthe amygdali, 1272 nucleotides long. RefSeq lists its product as uncharacterized. Bases 1 to 1272 code for a protein of 423 amino acids. NCBI's taxonomy places the organism in Eukaryota, Fungi, Ascomycota, Sordariomycetes, Diaporthales, Diaporthaceae. The transcript is spliced from 3 exons. Gene Ontology annotation, molecular function: protein binding. The record is from RefSeq and is a predicted model, not a curated record.
AUGAGAUCCUCAAAGCUACUUUUCGCAACUUGUUUUGGGCUGCGUCCGAUUGCCUCGAGAUCAGCCUACGCAGAAUCACAAGCGGAAUCUAUUUGUCCUAUUUUACCGAUAGGCAUCUGGCAACCACCCACUACAUGUCCUAUUGAUGCACCCGACUCCGUCGGUAAUGAUCCUGUCUCAGCCCAAGGGGACGACUGGUUCAGAAGUGACACCUGCCACGAAGUCGGUCCUGAUGAGAUCUGUGCUUUCACUCAACCCUCGUUCAACGCCGGCCAUGGCAUAGCUGUGGUCACGACGGCUCAAAUACUUGAGAAAAUGGUGUCUCUGCCUAUUUUCACUAUCCCUGGAUCGCAAAAGCCUGCACAUCAAGAGUCAACCAUCCUCGCUUACCGAGAUGAACAAAUCUCCGGAAAGGGCAUUGGUCUGGUCGCGUUGAGGCCUAUACAAACCAAUGAGGCCUUCCUAAGUCGCAUGCCGAUAGUAAUGGUUGACGAUACGGCCUUCAAGCGCCUCGGGAGAGCACGUCUUACAGAGCUACUCAACGAAGCUAUCAGCGACUUGCCAGAAACCCACCAGGCGGAAUACCUCAAUUUGACUACGCACGGGGAGGUCAAUACCCAUCAUGAAAAGGUUUAUGAAAUAUUCAUGAAGAACGACUUCCUCACACCUGUAAAUGACAUCAUGGACUUUCAUUCUGUCUUUCCGCAAGUAUCCCGUUUGAACCAUGCUUGCCGACCGAAUUCUAAGUAUACUUUCGACGCGUCUACGCUGUCCCAGUCUGUCUUUGCAGCCCGAGAGGUUGAGACUGGAGAGGAGCUCACAGUGGCGUACUUCGACUCGAUCCAAACACACUCACAGCGGCAGUUGCUCUCAAAGCACGGAUGGGGCUUCGAAUGCACCUGCUCGUAUUGCUCGUCUGGCGAGGAAAUCAUUAAGGAAUCGGACAGAAGAAUUGAGCAAAUCCACAUGUUGCAGAAAGAUCUUGACGACUAUUCCCCAGAAUCGGCCGCAACUCCUGACAAAGCCGAACUUCUCGUCAGGCUAUUCGAGGAAGAGGGCCUUAUCACCCGGAUGGUGGAAGCCUACUACCGGGCUGCAGUCGAGUGGAGUGGUGUUGGUAACGCUGCAGAGGCUAUCAAGUUCGCAAAAGUUUGCGUUAAAGAAGGGGAGGUCCUAGAAAGCUCGAUCCGCCCUUUCAUAAACAACAUGAGGGAACUGGUAAAGGACCCAUCAGCCCAUUGGACGUGGCAAUUUCGUCUGAGCCAUAAAUGA